AUGAUGGACUGGCUGGUGGAACGAGGAGUCACGGGGCUGACUCCAGAUUCCCCCUUACAGAUCGUGGUGGGGAAGCCACGUGGAAACCGCGGGUUAUCGCGUACAAGACGCGGUCUUUCCGUGGUAGCAGCGCGCGAUCUAGUCGAAGGGGAAACGCUCUUCUCCCUGCCCCCCUCCGCCUUCAUCUCCCCGGAGCAGCCCAUCACUCUCCCCCACCCCUACCCGCUCACGCCCGACGUCUCGCCUCUCUCCGGCUGGACGGCCUUCUCCAUCCUAGCCGCCUGGAUUCUGAGGGAGAAGCGCAAGGUGGAGAGCGGUGAGGGGUCGCAGUGGGGCGUGUAUGUGCAGUCGCUGCCUGAAUACGUGCCGCUGCCGGUGUUUUUUCCGGAUGAGCUGAUACAGGAGUUUGAAGAGCAGAGCAUGAUCGACCAUUCGGAGUACGAGCGGUGUGACAAGGCGGCUAUCAGCAAUGCAAGUGAGGAGGAGUUCAUGUGGGCUGUGGCUGUCGUGUCCUCUCGUGCCUUCAGCAAAACAGCCAGCAGCAUUGGAGGCAACAACACUGGAAACAGCAGCAACUGCAGCUACGGUAACAGCAGCGAAGAUAACAGCAGCGACAGCAACAGUAAUAGCAGCGAUGACAGCGGGAGCAGCAGCAGCAGUGCCAAGAGCUGCAGCAGCGGUGGCGACAGCAGAAGCAGCGGGUCCAGCGAGCCACAGUAUGUGACGGCGCUGUUCCCCUUGGCAGAGCUGUUCGACCACCAAGCCACCAACACCAUGGGCUGGCAGACGGACGAGCAGACCAACACCAUCGUCGUCCGGAGCUACGCCGCCCUGCCAGCCGGCAGCCAGCUGUACAACAGCUACGGGACAAAAAGCACCGACAUGUUCCUGCAGGCGUACGGCUUCGUGCCGUCCGACAACCCGCACGACUCGUUCCCCCUCACUUCCUCUGAGGCCGAUCUCGCAGAAAUUUACUACAAGCACUAUGCGAAUGUGACUGUAAAGGAGGGGAGAAAGGGCAUGUUUGACCUUUGGGCGGAGUACCUUUUAAGGAGGACGAGCGAGGAUGUGAGGGCAGCAAAAGAGAAGGUGGAGGAGGAGGUGGGGGUGAUUGGCGGGCCCAAAGCAGAUGUGUUUGAGGAGGGCAGCGCGCAUGCGGUGUGGGCAGGAGGCCAGGUGGACCCGCGCAUGCUCCUCUUCCUCGCGUCGCUCUGGCACGUGUUUGGCUACGGGGAAGAGCCCAAUUAUUCAGGCUUGGCCCAAGCCUCAGUGUGGUUCGGCUGGCAUAUCUACAGUGGAACGUGUGCUGACAUGGCCCAAUCCAUAGGCUUGACGGACCAUGAGCUCACGAGCCUCCUCGCCGGAGCUGAUCUGGUUCGGGAUGAGGUUCGGCAGGCCCUGGCGAUCUGGUCCACACCUAUCAACGAGGAUCGGCGACGCCUGAAGCAGCUUGAGAAAUGCUGGUGGGUGGAUGGGAAGAUCGAAAAGGAAGAUGGAGAGGAAGGAGAGGAAGUGGGAGAAGGUGAGGAAGGGGAAGAGGAGGUGUGCACAAAGGAGGUGGUUCAAACGCUCAUGGAACGGGAGCUGGUGCUACAGUACCGUAUUGCCAAGAAGAAGUUGCUGCAAAAUGUGUAUGAUCGGCUCGAGGAGGGGUGCUCCUCUCUCCUGCAGUCACAGUCACCCGAAUCAGAUUCUGUAGAGGCGCCUUCAGAAAAGUCGAACGGAAUGUUACCAGAGCUGACUGUGCCCGCUCCACCUUUGCCUGCAGAGCAGCAUGAGGAGCUCUAG
Molecule: messenger RNA, 1788 nt
Organism: Closterium sp. Naga37s-1
Lineage: Eukaryota; Viridiplantae; Streptophyta; Zygnematophyceae; Desmidiales; Closteriaceae
Source: the annotation of a GenBank genome assembly